GGUGCCGUGCCCUGCGCGUAGCCGCGGGCGGCGGGGGAAGCGGCGGCGGCAGCAAGAUGGCGGUGGCGGGGAAAGGAGUGUCGGCCGCCGUGAAGCCGAUCUUCAGCCGAGACCUGGGCGAGGCGAAGCGGCGCGUCAGGGAGCUGUACCGGGCCUGGUACCGCGAGGUGCCCAACACGGUGCACCUGUACCAGCUGGACAUCACGGUGAAACAGGGGCGWAACAAGGUGCGGGAAAUGUUCAUGAAGAAUGCCCACGUUACGGAUCCACGGGUGAUAGACAUGCUGGUUAUUAAGGGGAAAAUGGAGCUUGAAGAAACCAUUCAUGUCUGGAARCAGAGGACUCAUGUCAUGAGGUACUUCCAUGAGACGGAAACCCCGCAACCUAAAGACUUUCUGUCCAAAUUCUAUGCGGGCCACAAUCCCUGAGAAAUUGACUUUGUGUGUUCCUGCCUUAUAUUACAAAUAAAGUUCUAUACAAUAGAAAAAAAAAAAAAUCCAAAGAGAUUCUCUAGCAUAUUAGGAGCCUAAUGACUAGAUGAAUCCAGAGCAUGUGCAAAUGAUGAUCUGUUUGAAGAGCUGUAAUUUCCUAGUUUUGCCAGUGUGUAUUUUCAGUGGAUGGCAUUUGUGCCAUCACUGGCCCUGGCGUGUUUCCUGAAUAACCGCGACACAUCUUCGCUGUGGGGCUUUGUGCUUAGCCUGCAGCCCAAUCUAUGGCUGGUAGCUCUGUGAGGAAGAGAGCUGGCCUUCAGAAAAGCCACUGUACUCAUUGAAUUAUUCUUGUGCUUAUCUGUAUUCAUGGAGUGUCUUUAAAUUUCAUGCUAUGA
Malurus melanocephalus (red-backed fairy wren) is the source of this 826-nucleotide messenger RNA. It is a transcript of the gene NDUFA6, whose product is annotated as NADH:ubiquinone oxidoreductase subunit A6. Gene Ontology annotation, biological process: response to oxidative stress. The record is from RefSeq and is a predicted model, not a curated record. The transcript has 3 exons. Lineage: Eukaryota; Metazoa; Chordata; Aves; Passeriformes; Maluridae. The coding region runs from base 57 to 428 and encodes 123 amino acids.